Molecule: messenger RNA, 834 nt
Organism: Penicillium malachiteum
Lineage: Eukaryota; Fungi; Ascomycota; Eurotiomycetes; Eurotiales; Aspergillaceae
Product: putative Golgi traffic protein SFT2
Exons: 5
Coding region: 1-834 (277 amino acids)
Biological process (GO): vesicle-mediated transport
Cellular component (GO): membrane
Source: RefSeq, a predicted model, not a curated record
AUGGCAAACAACUCGUUUCGCGACUCGGUCAACUCGCUGGGUUGGUCGCGUAGAGACCCGGACUUCCCUGUCCGCACCAGUGCUUCCUCUGAUACUCCAAUUUUGUCGCGCCUGCAGUCAUUGAAUCCGUUUGGACAGGGUGGCUAUGUUCAGCUACCCACUCAUAAUGAUGGCCCAGGCGCGCCCUUGCCAGCAGCCAAUCGCCGAGAAGAGGAAGAAGGGUUUUUUGCAUUGAGUCGAUGGGAUCGAAUGCUCAUUUUCGGUGCUUGUAACUUGGGCGCUGCUGUGUGCUUCAUGAUCUGCUUCUUCCUAUUUCCCGUACUCACGCUCAAGCCUCGGAAAUUUGCCAUUCUAUGGUCUGUCGGCUCAGUCCUGUUUUUACUAUCAUGGGCUGUCCUCAUGGGACCCUGGUCCUACGCUAAGCAUUUGAUCUCGGGACCACGGUUGCCCUUCACAGCCGCUUAUUUCGGAUCGAUCGCACUCACACUGUAUUUUGCUAUCGGGGCUAGUCGUUUUCGUGCAACCAAGGUGCUGCGCCAAAACCUUGAGCGACUUCAGUUUGCCUCAUGGUAUCACGAAAACGACAGCCCAGACGCCCAUGGUAUUCUGAAUCCACGUCUCACUCUUCCCGGCGCGCGUCCCUCCAUGGACGUAUUGAUCCGCAUCACUCAUCCCCGCUGUCUCCAAAGCCUUAUCCUUACCCUGAUCUCCUCCAUCUUCCAGCUCGCCGCCUUGGUCUGGUACCUCGUCAGUUACUUCCCCAUGGGCAGCACGGGUCUGCAAUACAUGGGACGUUUCGGUGCCUCGCGCGUGUCUGCCUGGAUGACCAGUUGA